This is a messenger RNA of Ilex paraguariensis (yerba mate), 1869 nucleotides long. The record is from the annotation of a GenBank genome assembly. Lineage: Eukaryota; Viridiplantae; Streptophyta; Magnoliopsida; Aquifoliales; Aquifoliaceae.
AUGGGUUCUUGCUUGUUGAAAGCUUUGGCCUUUGUGUUGAGUGCUUUGUGGUUAUUUUCUGAGCUUGCACUUGCUAAGCAUGCAGGCAUAACCAGGCACUACAAGUUUAAUAUCAAACUGCAAAAUGUCACUAGAUUGUGCCAAACAAAGAGCAUCCUGACUGUAAAUGGGCAGUUUCCGGGGCCUCAAAUAAUCGCAAGGGAAGGUGAUACAGUGUUGGUUAAGGUGGUUAACCAUGUUACCAACAAUGUCACUCUUCACUGGCAUGGAGUCAGGCAGCUGAGCAGUGGAUGGGCAGAUGGACCUGCAUAUAUCACACAAUGCCCAAUUCAGACAGGCCAGUCAUAUGUAUACAACUUCACCAUUACUGGCCAAAGAGGGACCUUGUUUUGGCAUGCCCACAUCUCAUGGCUGAGAGUUACACUCCAUGGACCCAUAGUCAUCCUCCCAAAGAAAGGCGUUCGCUAUCCAUUUCCACUACCCCACAAAGAAGUCCCCAUCAUUUUUGGUGAAUGGUGGAAGGCAGAUACAGAGACAAUUAUCAACCAAGCACUGCAAAUUGGAGGAGCCCCAAAUGUCUCUGAUGCCUUUACCAUUAACGGCCUUCCAGGACCUUUGUAUAACUGCUCAGCUAAAGAUACUUUCAAGCUGAAGGUGAAGCCGGGGAAGACAUACCUUCUCCGUCUAAUCAAUGCAGCACUAAACGAUGAGCUCUUCUUCAGCAUUGCUAAUCACUCUCUCACCGUCGUUGAAGCUGAUGCUGUCUAUGUGAAGCCAUUCAAGACCAGUACAGUCCUCAUUACUCCUGGACAGACCACCAACGUCCUCCUCAAGACCAAUCACCACACCCCUAAUGCCACCUUUCUCAUAGCCGCUCGGCCUUACGCCACUGGACCAGGUGCCUUCGACAACACCACCACCGCCGGAAUCCUCGAGUACCAUCAACCAUCCUCCUCCUCAAACACCAAGAAAAAUAUUAAACUCGCCCUCUUAAAACCAACACUUCCAGUCUUCAAUGACACAACAUUUGCAACAAAUUUCAGCAAGAAACUCCGGAGCUUAGCCACUUCAAAGUUUCCGGCGAAUGUCCCGAAAACGGUCGAUAAACGUUUUUUCUUCACCGUAGGGCUAGGUUUAAGUCCAUGUUUUCAGAACAAAACAUGCCAAGGACCCAACAACACGAGGUUAGCAGCUACCAUUAACAAUGUCUCCUUUGUUCAGCCAAACACGGCUCUUCUUCAAGCUCACUUCUUCAAACAAUCAAAAGGGGUGUACACAACUGAUUUUCCGGCGAACCCACCGGUCAAAUUCAAUUAUACAGGCACUCCACCGACCAACAUUAUGGUGAAUAAUGGCACAAAAGUGUUGGUGCUUCGUUUUAACACUAGUGUAGAGUUGGUCAUGCAGGACACUAGUAUUAUUGGUGCUGAGAGUCACCCUCUACACCUACACGGCUUCAAUUUCUUUGUGGUGGGUCAGGGCUUUGGAAACUAUGAUCCCAAGAAGGAUCCGGCAAAGUUCAACCUUGUUGAUCCGGCAGAAAGGAACACCGUCGGGGUGCCGUCCGGUGGCUGGGUUGCCAUUCGCUUCCUCGCAGACAAUCCAGGUGUAUGGUUCAUGCACUGUCACCUAGAAGUCCACACAAGCUGGGGGUUGAAGAUGGCAUGGAUUGUCAUGGAUGGAAAGCACCCAAGUCAAAAGCUUCCACCUCCACCGCCCGAUCUUCCCAAAUGUUGACCAUGAUUUUUUUUGCCUGAAUUCCUUUUUAGAUUUUUACCCAGAAAAGGGCAAUGGAAUUUUUUUUUAGGUUAUCAUGAUUGCUAUAUGUAACUACAAUUGGGUCUUCUGGUUUGAUUUUUUUUUUUUUUU